Messenger RNA from Solea senegalensis (Senegalese sole), 2888 nucleotides. RefSeq names its product DAZ associated protein 1 (gene dazap1). The transcript is spliced from 12 exons. The record is from RefSeq and is a predicted model, not a curated record. Gene Ontology annotation, molecular function: RNA binding. Gene Ontology annotation, cellular component: cytoplasm. The coding region runs from base 106 to 1281 and encodes 391 amino acids. Lineage: Eukaryota; Metazoa; Chordata; Actinopteri; Pleuronectiformes; Soleidae.
ACCAAAAAGCGGAGUGACCUUCCUCCGCUCUCAGUCUGACAGGGGCAGCACUGAAGCGAUAAGCCGGUCUCAGCUCCCACCGUCAGCCGCACUCGCCUCAGAAUAAUGAACAACAACUUAGUCGGAGAUGAAAUCGGGAAACUUUUUGUGGGUGGAUUGGACUGGAGUACCACACAAGAAACACUUAGGAACUACUUCUCACAGUAUGGGGAAGUAGUAGAUUGUGUCAUCAUGAAGGACAAAACUACAAAUCAGUCACGAGGCUUCGGCUUUGUUAAAUUCAAAGACCCCAAUUGUGUACGGAUGGUGUUGGAGACAAAGCCACAUAAUCUUGAUGGAAGAAAUAUUGACCCUAAACCAUGCACCCCCAGGGGAAUGCAGCCUGAAAAGUCUCGAACCAAAGAGGGCUGGAAGGGCAGCAAAGCUGAUAGCAAUAAAUCAAAGAAGAUAUUUGUAGGUGGAAUCCCCCAUAACUGCGGCGAGCCUGAACUCAGGGACUAUUUCAAUAGAUUUGGAGUGGUCACAGAGGUGGUAAUGAUCUAUGAUGCGGAGAAGCAGAGGCCCCGAGGUUUUGGAUUUAUUACUUUCGAGGCCGAACAAUCAGUGGACCAGGCUGUCAACAUGCAUUUUCACGACAUCAUGGGCAAAAAAGUGGAAGUAAAGAAGGCUGAGCCUCGUGACAACAAAGCUCCUGGCCAGCUUGGCCCUGGCCAGUGGGCACCCAGGGGCAUCUUGAAUGCAGCUAAUGGUUGGACAGCACAGCCUGCCCAGGGCUGGCAACAGGCGUACGGGCCACAGGGAGUGUGGGUGUCGACUACUGGACAACCUAUAGGUGGAUAUGGACCUGCAUUGACUGCGGGCCGGGGGACACCCACACAGCCUCCAUCACCUUUCAACGCGUUCCUGGUCACAACACCUGCAGGUGGCUUUGCUGCACCUCAGGGCUACCCUCAACAGGGCUACAGCACAGCACCUCAUUUUGCAGGUUACAGUUUUGGCACACCCCAAGCAGACCAGUAUGCUGCACAGGUUCCUCCUCCACCCACCACUCCAGGAACUGCACCUCUGGGCUUUGCCCCCGCCACCACACCAACUCAGGACUUGAGCAAAGCUCCCACUGGGCAACCUGACUUCUCUUAUAGCCAGUAUGGCUUGGGUAACUACCCACAGGACCCCUCUGCCUACGGACCAACGCGUCCUUCUCACAGUUAUGGUCAGGAUGAGCAGGGAGUAUAUAGUGCAGGUAGGUGCCAGCAUCGUCUUCUCCACCCACAAAAGUAGCUUUUGUUCAGUACUGUAGUCUUUAUAGAGCAGCAGCCUGGUACUGCCUUUUUUUUUUUGCUCUAUGUUUAGUAUUUUGCAUAUACAUUUUGCAUGUACAUACAAAUUACUGUCUGUACUCUUGCGUAGUAGAAACACAGCCCCUCUCUCUUUUUGCUGAGUCGACUUGAAUGCUGUUUACAUAGAAAUUGGGCGUUUUAAGCUCUAAGCAUGUUAUCCAUCUUCCUCAGGGGCUGUAGCUUUACUAUACCAAAAGUGACCACAUCCUCUUUUCUUUUCUUUUUACUCACGCUGUCUGCAUUGCUUUGCUGAUUAUAAAGGGAUGAUCUAAUUGUCAGAAGUUGUGUUCAUGGUUCAGUUGUCUCUAUGCAUCAACAGUCCAAUCACCCAUUGUUUUUUUCCCCCAUGUACUGUCUCCACAUUGUAGCUGAAGGGGUGAGAAAGGAAAGAAGAUUUAAAGGACACAAUGCCAGAAAAUUUUCAGCUUCUCUCAGAUUUGUCUGACUGAUGCUCCUGUCGGGACUGUUCCCUGUUACCAGACUUUGAAAAAGACACUCAAAAAGACAUGUUUUUCUUUCAAAAUGUCUCCCUUUUCUUUCACCUCUCUCUCUUUUAGUUAUGUAUGACUUUCUGUGCUCCAAUAUGUAUGGGGACAUGUCAAAAAAGGGUCUGUUGCUACCAGGAUUUUACCAGGGAAGGGAAAUAACCAUUCACUUGUAAAAUGCUGUAAAGAUUAAGCUGCAGCUUGGUUCUGCAUUAAACCAGCAUCCCCCCCAUUUUUCCAGAUAAGUUUCCCUCCCUGGUGUCCCAUGUCUGUUUGCACUGAGGUGGUGCCAUCUAGUGUCUAAAUAGGGCAACACUGUGCUUGUUGCACAGAGUAAAACCUUGAUAUCAUCCUCAGUUGAUCCACUUUUAGGUUUAAAUACAGAUUUUGUCUUUGUACCAUAACAGUACUAUUCUUAUAUGCAACAGUACAAGAGUAAAAAUCCACCACAAGCCAUGCAAAACUUGAUAGAAAAUCAGCUGAACAAAAAUUACCUGAAAUGAUCACCUUAUUUGAUUGUUUUAUGAUUUAUUGUUUUAUGAAAGUGAUAUAUUGUUUAGAAUUUGAAAAAUGUGUGAAAAUGAUGAAAAGGUGGCUCAUGACAAGUUCCCAACACAUAAGGUGAAGUCUACAACACGUUAGAUAAUAGAAUUCUCUAUUUACAAUGACAAACAAAAGUUAUAAAUCCUAAUUGCUUCAGGCUCUAUGUUAUGUUUAUAGAUGCAGGAGCAUAAUGGUAACGUUAAUGGUGGUAUUGUGAUAUUAACAGUAAUACUUGAAUUUCACAUAGAUGGAUGUCAUAUCUUGGUACUUUCAGCUGCAUCACAAUUGUGAUUCAUUAAAAAUAAAAAUGCAUCACCUGCAAAUAACAACAAACUUUUCAUCAUGUACCAGUGGAAAGAUACGUGGUGGAUUUUUCCUGUACUUCAAACUAGUGAGAAUUUGACCUAAGCAUGUCAUGUAAUCCAUAUUUUAGAGUAAGACCUCUCCUUAAAUGAUGUAUGGUGACUCUUGACAUUAAAAUCCUUUUUCUCUCUGUCCCCCCUAUCUCUCUUCUUGUCCA